Molecule: messenger RNA, 720 nt
Organism: Caenorhabditis bovis
Lineage: Eukaryota; Metazoa; Nematoda; Chromadorea; Rhabditida; Rhabditidae
Source: the annotation of a GenBank genome assembly
AUGACGUCGAAGACGAUUCAAGCAUCGAAAAAAAUCGCGGCGAAAGACUUCGAUAAUGUCGACAGAUUAUUUGGGACGAAUCAAGUGCAAGACGGCUAUGAUAUACUGAAGAAGCGAUUGGACGGCGGCGAGAAGAGCGCCGAGCUGUUGUGGCGACUCGCCCGAUUUUGUCACGAGCGCGUCGGCUUCGCGGAUCGCAAGAAUCGCAAAGAGUUGGUGUUGGAAGGCCGAAAAUAUGGCGCCGACGCGUUUGCGGCCGAUUCGAGCAACUUCCAGGCGGCGAGAUGGGCGGCGCUGAUGAGCGGCCAGUCGGCGGAAUUUCUCGGGAUUCGCGAGCGAAUCGACGAGGGCAAAAAGUGCAAAAAGUAUUUGGAUAAAGCGCUUUCCAUUGAGCCGAAAGAUGAGGGAUUGUUGCAUUUGAGGGGUCGCUGGUGCUAUUCUGUUUCAAAUUUGGGAUGGUUUGAGCGUCGCGCGGCAUCGAUAUUGUUCUCGGGUCUGCCGAACUCAACCAUCGACGACGCCAUCGCCGAUUUUCGCGCGGUAUACGCAUUGAAUCCGAAAUGGCCUGAAAAUCUGCUAUAUCUCGGAAAAAGUUUGCUGCAAAAAGGCAAUAAAGCGGAAGCGAAGAAGUUCCUUCAAGAAGCCGUCUCGAUACCGCCGUUCAAUGAUAUUGAAAGGGAAAUAAUUGUUGAAGCGCAAGGAUUGUUAUCAAAAUGCUAA